GGGCGCAGGCCCUCGCAAUUGCCUUGAUGCCACGGGCGCAGUUCAGGAACCGAUUUGACAUCAAUGCUGAUUCUCACACCAGGCCCUUUCUUUUCCUACGCCUACGCCUUUCCUGCCGACUAUGCCGCUCCAUGACUCGGCGCUGCGGGGUCCCUUGAUGCCAUCUUGGAUGAACACUUGUUCCACUCAAUGGAUCCGCCCGCUGCCUCCUUAGGAGCUGGAGUCGGCCCCAGGCGAUGCCCCCUUGAAUAUACCGGCCCCCUCCCUCCCUGGCUCUGCCCUUGACGGCUUGAAACCAUCUCCAGGAUACUACAUGGAGUCAUCAUGUCCCGGGUAGCUAUGAAGACCUGUCCUGCUCCCAUGCCUGCCGGUGUACCUCUCCCUUGGCAUUUGGAACAAAGGGUACGAAGUACUCGCCUCCUGGAUAUUGUUUCCAUACUGAUCUCGCCACGCUUAUGGUUCUCUAUUAUUUCUUCGCGCUUGCUCCCUCGAAGGGUACUGCUUACAUGGAUAAAAGGGUCCUGCCUGUCCUUGCCUGGCGAUCUUUGACAUGCUUCGUUGAUAGUUAUCACUCGCUCCCACAUCAUCUUCCUCAGCGGCCCAAUGCUGGAGCCUCUAUUCACUCGUUACUACGAAAGUGUCGCACCCAAUUGUUCACUCGCACCAUAGGUUACAAUCAUGCUCGGUCGCUUCAUCUUCGCCAUUUUGGUCGUGGCGGCCCUAUCCGAGGCGCGCGUCGGUCGCUUGGCGCGAGCUGAACCUGAGUGCUGCCCAUGCCCGCCGCCGCUGGGGUCACCGCGCACGACAGUCACAUUCACAGUGACGCAACAGAACAUCCAGACACCAACCGUCACUGUGUACAGCACCGUCACCGCCACCCCUUCGGCCGUUGCUCCCCAGACCAUCACCGUUAACGCAAGCGCAACUGUCACGCAGUUGGUGUCGGAGACCCAAACUGUUACCGUGAAGGAGUCUGUAAUCGCAUCAUGCUCUCUGGUGUAUUUGACCCAACAAACCACGGUCACUCCCGCAAGUCCUGUUACCACAGUCAUUGUCCAACCGCAACCUCCACCGUCGCAAGAGGUCCAGCCCGUCGCCACAAAGGCCGCACCAAUGCCAGAGGCACAACAGCAGGCACCGGUGCCCAUACCAAAUCCUCCUGUGCCUGCCGGGCCGCCAGCUGCCAAUGUCACACCUCAACCGCUACCUCAAGUCGCAACUACAACGCCGGUGGUUGUUUGCCCCCCUCUGACCGCUUCAACAACCGUUGCCACUGUCUACAACACCAUCACUCUCACAGUCGCGAACACCAGUACGGCGAACACUACUUCAGGGUCUGGUGCAGAGCCGACAGUCUAUAUAAAGCCCACCAAUAUUGCUCGGGGUCAAAGUCCGCGCGCGCCGACUGCAUAUAUCCCCUAGCGGAACUGGGACACCGGCGGCGGUACCUCGCGAUGUUAGAAGGCAACCUCUAUGUCACCUCAUGCACUUUCAUGUACAGAACCAAAAAUAUUCUUGGCCUUCUUACUUUACGUAAAUUUAAUCAAGACUUAUCAUGAG
Purpureocillium takamizusanense is the source of this 1560-nucleotide messenger RNA. RefSeq lists its product as uncharacterized. The record is from RefSeq and is a predicted model, not a curated record. The transcript has a single exon. Bases 679 to 1422 code for a protein of 247 amino acids. NCBI's taxonomy places the organism in Eukaryota, Fungi, Ascomycota, Sordariomycetes, Hypocreales, Ophiocordycipitaceae.